AAAGUUUGUGGUCCCGGUUAUUUCUGUUCUAAAUUUUCACAUGUUCGUCUAUUCGUCUUACGUUGACAAAAAGUUCACGGUUUGGUAACGAUGACCUCCAUCAAUAUUGAUAAUGUCAACCUUGUAUAUCAUCGCUGCCGCAGCAGGCGUAUUCCUCCACAAUAUUGUAAGGAAAAAGGAAUUUGAUCGCCAUCCCUUUUCGAUUAUUUUUGCAGUCAUAGCAGUUUAUAUUACACUUUCGAUACUACUCCAGUAUAAAAGCAACAAUGAAAACCUCACAAUUAGACAAGGUCAAAAACUCGCAUUUAAGCUUGUUUCGACGGUGGUAGUGUCGCUAUGGACAAAUAUACUUGUAUAUCGAGCAUUUUUUCAUCCCCUGAGACAUUUUCCCGGUCCAUUUGGUGCUAGACUUUCCAAGUUUUGGAGUUUGGGAAAAGUUAUACAAUCAAAAGUUAGGUGGUACCAGGUACUUGGUGAUUUGAAAGAGGAGUAUGGGGAUUAUGUUAGGACAGGUAUGAAAUGCAUUGUGCAUGUCCAGGGAAACUAAUUUGACUACGAAUUGAAGCUGACAUAUUUGCAAGGACCUCGUGAACUUAUGAUAUUUGAUCCUGCAGCCAUUAAUUUAAUUCUUGGCUCUUCAGCCAAAUUACAAAAGGGUCCAUUUUAUGGCGCGACGACGCCACAAUCGUUACAUACGACGAGAGAUACUGAUUUCCAUAGGAAAAGAAGAAAGGUUUGGGAUAUUGCUUUUAAACAGUGUAUUUGCUUUUCUUGUCCCGUUUGUCUCGGAAAAGCAUCAACUAACAAUGACAUUUUAGCCCUCACCGACUACGGACCCCGCAUCGAAGAAUUCACAACAUCGUUUCUUUCCCGUCUUUCUGAAAGUGUAGCUACUCCACUAGUCAUCAAUGAUUUAUGUAUUUAUUACAGUUAUGAUGUCAUAAGUGCAUUGGGAUUCGGUAUUUUCACGCGGUUUUUAGAUGGAAAGCAAACAGCCGGAGUCAAGAAUAUUUUAGAUAAUAUCCAAAGAGGCAUGAUCGCUAUAGGACUUCUAGUCCAUGUUCCAUGGGUUUUGACGAUUCUUGAGACGUUGAGUGUUCUCGGGGGCCCAAUGAAAGAGUUUAACGACUGGUCGGCAUGUCAAGUAGAAGCGAGAAGACAUGUUUGUAUUUUAGAUGCGAUCUGUCAAAUUUCGGUGCUAAUGCUCCCACAGAUGCAAAAUCCAAAACCAGACAUCAUGGGUCAUCUUAUUGAACACACUGAAAAUACACCCUCUGGCCGCGCUCUUCUAAAUGCCGACUCCCGCGUAAUUAUAGGAGCAGGAAGUGAUACUACCGCUUCAACACUUUCGGUCCUCUUCAUUCUUCUUGCCAAUUAUCCACAAUACCAAGCUCAGCUUCUCGAAGAACUGACAUCGAUAUUCAAGGACGAGACAUAUAGUAAUUUAAGGACCUCGCCAUUGCUUGAUGGUAUCAUUCAAGAAGCCCUAAGACUGUAUCCGUCUGUUACCUUUACAUCUCAAAGGGUCAUACCUAAGAAUGGGAUGAGUAUUGGGACAGUAUAUAUACCUGGUGAUACCGUUGUUAGUAUUGCAACCUGGCAAAUACAUCGCGGUAAGUUUUCUUCUUUUUGUCUCCUGCACUUUUCCCCUUUCACACUAAUCCACUAACCCUGAAAGUCUAGACCCUCGAAAUUUCAAGGAUCCAAAACAAUUUAUUCCUGAGCGCUGGACGACUCGUCCGGAGCUCGUUCUUAACAGAUCUGCCUACCUGCCAUUUUCAAUGGGUGUAUAUAGUUGUAUUGGGAAAGGGCUCGCGAUGAUGGAACUACGUUCCGUGAUUGCGAGAACGAUUUUUGAGUAUGAAGUGCUGUUUCCGGAGAAUACGAAGUUCAAUGAGAAGACGUUCUUUAAAGGGAUUAAAGAUCAUUUCACAAGCGGGGUGCCGAACUGUGAGUUGGUAUUUAAGAGGAGGUGACUUAUGAUUGAGUGGCGAAAGAAUGGAUAAGCAGUGAAAGGGAAAAUGGUGAGAUGAGCAGGGGGACGGAGUAUAGUUUUGUAUAUUUUAGGAUGAUAUACCGCGAUCAUCAAAAACUUUCGUAAGAUCACAUACUGGUGACAGUAAAUACCAGAGGAAAAUCGUCGCAAUUAGGUAUUAUUAUGAGAGCAAUAUUCUAGAUGAUAACGAUGAUCCCGCUAUCCUCCUGAGCUCUACUCCA
Molecule: messenger RNA, 2217 nt
Organism: Sclerotinia trifoliorum
Lineage: Eukaryota; Fungi; Ascomycota; Leotiomycetes; Helotiales; Sclerotiniaceae
Source: the annotation of a GenBank genome assembly